Messenger RNA from Osmia lignaria (orchard mason bee), 1942 nucleotides. Its product is annotated as protein salvador homolog 1. Gene Ontology annotation, biological process: positive regulation of apoptotic process; hippo signaling; apoptotic process. Gene Ontology annotation, molecular function: protein binding; molecular adaptor activity. Gene Ontology annotation, cellular component: cytosol. The record is from RefSeq and is a predicted model, not a curated record. Lineage: Eukaryota; Metazoa; Arthropoda; Insecta; Hymenoptera; Megachilidae.
UUUACCGGAAGACAAGCUUUCGUUCAUUUUGCGGGUGGUGGCGUAAGCGCUCUUAUGACGUUUGGAACGCCAAGCGUGCAAAAAGAAGAGUCUAAUGAAUGAUUUUUGUUUACAGUGUACUAAUUAACAAAAUGAUAAGAUAAAUAAAAUGCAAAUCAAUUUUCUUUUUAAUAAUUUAUCAAUUUAUCAAAUUUAAUUAACAGUUCCCGUCUAAAAAGGCAAUAGUAAUUCAUGAACUUGUCAAAUUGACAACUCGUUGACAGAUACACAAAGUGCAUAUUCAUAAUUCUUUCUUAAAAUACUAAACACAUUUUCAUUUUUUGCAAACUUUUCAACCUUCAAAAGAUUACAAAAAGUUAGUUAAAAUGAACAGGAAAAGAUUGUCAAAAAGCUCAAUAUUUUAAAUUGUUGAUAUACAUAAUACAUUGUCGAUCCAUUCAUCCUUUAUGAAUGUCUACAAUACAAAGGUAAAGGAUACAUAUGUCAAGCGUAGUGUACAGUUUGACAAAUUUUAAAGUUUUAAUACGUUAAUGAAAUACAUUUUUAAGAUGAUGUAAGAUAAAAAUCUUUUCACUUUUAAGCACUAAUUGAUACAUUCGAAAUGCAUUUGCAUCAAUAUUGCGCCUGCAAUAUUAUAUUCUGUAGGUUAUAAAUAUCGACAAUUUAUCGAUUUGACAUUCGAUCAAAUAUUUAUCAUCAUGUUGUCAAGAAAGAAUAAAGAUUUAAGAACAAUUAAAGAAGGAGUUGUUGGGAAAUAUGUUAAGAAAGAAACUCCUCCUGAAAUGCCAAUCAUUAAUGUAUGGACCACAGAGCCAAAUAGGAGAACAAGAAAUCGCAAUAAUCAUCCAACAAUUCCAACAUCAAUGUCAAUCCCGCAACAACCCAGUAUGGUACAAAAGUUUGGAAACACUAAAACAACAAUGAGUGCAGUAGGACUGGGAAGUCAUGAGGGAAAGUAUACACCUAAUAGUUCUGUUCCAGAUUUAGCUCAAAGAUUUGCCAGUCUUUCUGUUAAUACUAGUACAAGGGAUGGAAUGCCAUCCCGUACUGCAACUCCAAUGUAUCAUACUGGACUUUCACCUGCUAUAUCUCAUACUUAUGUUAAUCAAUAUGCUGGAUCAGAGUAUCAUUUAGAUAGGGUCCAAACACCUCAGAUGCCUUAUAAGCCUUUAGAUAUCGAUUCAGGCUAUGAAGACUAUAAUCAUUCAGUAUAUCAUCAAAGUACAGGAUAUAGUAGAUGCCAUUCAGAAAGAUCUAGUUCUAGAAACGAACAACAGGAAGAACUUCCUCUACCACCUGGAUGGUCUGUAGAUUUCACUCUUAGGGGUAGGAAAUAUUACAUAGACCACAAUACAAAAACUACUCAUUGGUCUCAUCCUCUUGAAAAAGAAGGCUUACCUACUGGUUGGGAAAGAAUAGAAUCACCUGAAUAUGGUGUAUAUUAUGUUAACCACAUUACACGUCAAGCGCAAUACGAACAUCCAUGUUAUCCCCAUGAAAUACAAGCGGUACGGGUUGUAUCACCUCCGCGUCACACACACUUUCAUUCUCACAGUGUUUUAGUUCCAGCUAAUCCUUACCUUAACGAAGAAAUACCACAUUGGUUAUAUGUAUAUAGUAGAGCAUCGGUAGCAUUAGAUCGUAAAUUACGGUGGGAGCUCUUUCGUUUGCCGGAACUCGACUGUUUUAAUGCAAUGCUUACUAGAUUGUACAAACAAGAACUGGAAGAAGUAGUUAUGCGUUACGAGGAAUACAGAUCUGCUUUGUUAUGCGAAAUGGAACAAAGAUUAAAAGAGUUGAAUCCGGAAACUUCAGGAGCAAUUGCAUUACGUCAGUCUCUUCCUUAAAACUUGGUUAAGUAAAUAUUUUAAUUUUUUGCGUGCUAAGAAUGAUUUCUCUAAUGUGAAUGAAAGAAGUGAAUAAACAUAUUUUAUUAUUUUCA